AUGGCUUCCCUAUUUCUGUCUGAAAGCGACCAAAUUCCCGCUAAUAUUACAAACGAAAUUGACCCUGGACGUCCAGCCAAGGACUCCAAAACAUUCCCUCGUGGAUCCGGGGACCUUGAGCUCGUCUCUACUGACAAUGUUCAUUUCAAUAUCCACAAAUUUCUUCUCCAGCACACUUGCGGCUUCUUUGCAGACAUGUUUUCUCUCCCUACGCCUCAGAACGAGGAGUUGCAGGAUGCACAAGUCUCGAAGAAAUCAUCAGAGGUCAUUGAGAUCAACUUGCCCUCCAAAGUCCUUCACGAAUUCCUUUGCCAUAUUGAACCUAACGAGCCUCAGCCCAAGGUCGAUCCGGCCACGGUUGGGGCACUGAUCGAUGCAGCCCUUUUCUACCGCGCUCCAUCCAUCAUCUCAUGGUUCAUCGACGGCAUUCAGUUGGACUGUGUGAAUCGAGUUACUCAAAAGCUUCACCCAUCCCUCCUCGCGACUAAUCCUUUAUUGACUUUGGCCCUCUGUCACAAGGUCGGAAGCGAGAACGGAGUUAAGAGUGCCAUCAAGGAGCUUACUACAUGCGAUUCCAUCUUUUGGGACGAAGAUGUCGAGCUCAGCGGGCGCUUGCUUCUCUACUGUGUCAAGCUCCGGCAAGAGAGGACAGCACUGUACCUCGACUUGGCAGACAAUAUGGCAGACUUCGAAUUCAGCAACACUGGUAAUGUCAAAGAGAGAACCCGGGUCACUUCUCGAUGGAUCAAGUCGCUCGCCACUGCGGCCAGUCAGUGGCCAAAGUGGGACAACAUCCAGGGAAUCGUUUGUCCUGCGAGCUGUCGUAGCUGCGAGCUGGAGUGGCCCGAGUACAAGUCCAAGACCUUUAAUAAAUGGGUCAACAUCAAUCGUCCCGACAGGAAGGAACAAUCUUCGCUUUUGAUUCCAGAGUGGCUCAGCCGUGACCUCGUGACCAAUGCAAGUCUCGUGCCCCUCACCAGAAAGCACAGAGGAGCCUUUUAA
Molecule: messenger RNA, 1002 nt
Organism: Serendipita indica DSM 11827
Lineage: Eukaryota; Fungi; Basidiomycota; Agaricomycetes; Sebacinales; Serendipitaceae
Source: the annotation of a GenBank genome assembly